CCUUGGUGGGGCAGGAUGUUUUUGAGGGGGGGCCCGUUUGGAGCGAGCGCUUCUGCAAUCGAGUGAAUGCGUCAUAGUCAUAUAGAGGGUAGCGUUCUGGUUGUUUGCAUUUACGGUGUGUGCUUAGAGCUGACAUGCUCGCGAUUCUUUCGUUGUGUUCGUUCCUGCUGGUCUGGUGGUUCUUAUCACCUAACAAGAAGACGUCGACAGCACCCGGACCCAGGCCGUGGCCCAUCGUCGGCAGCAUCCACCUGCUGGGACAGCACGAGACACCCUUCCAGGCGUUCACCGAACUGAGCAAGAUUUAUGGGGACAUUUUCAGCAUCAAUCUGGGCACCGUGCCGUGCGUCGUCGUGAACAAUUUGCAACUGAUCAAGGAGGUCCUGGUGGCCAAGGGUGCGGAUUUCGGUGGCAGGCCCGACUUCAUGAGGUUCCACAAACUGUUCGGCGGCGACCGGAACAACUCUUUGGCACUGUGUGACUGGUCCUCAUUACAGAAAACCAGAAGGAACAUCGCGAGAGCUUACUGCUCUCCCAAGUUCACUUCCCUGCAAUGUGACAAAGUGAAAGCUGUGGCUCUGGAGGAACUCAAAGUUUUCCUCACCGAGCUGAAUAAAUUACCAUUGGACGAACCUGUAGAUUUGAAACCAAUCGUCCUGAAAGCUUGCGCCAACAUGUUCACCAAAUACAUGUGUUCCACUAGCUUCGCCUACGACGAUAAGGAGUUCAACUUGGUCGUGAGAUAUUUCGACGAAAUAUUCUGGGAGAUCAAUCAGGGUUACGCUGUUGACUUCAUGCCUUGGCUUCUUCCCAUGUACACGGGGCACAUGAACAAGAUCUCGAACUGGGCGACCACGAUCAGAAGCUUCAUCCUCGAAAGGAUCAUAAAUGAACAUGAGGCAACGCUGGAUUACGACGGUAUCCCUAGGGAUUUCACCGAUGCCCUAUUGAUGCAUUUGGCCGAGGACCCUAACAUGAACUGGCAACAUAUAAUCUUUCAAUUGGAAGAUUUCAUCGGUGGACACUCGGCUAUAGGGAAUCUGAUCAUGGUGACCCUGUCGUCCGUCAUCAAGUACCCAGAAGUAGCAGCCAAAAUGCAGAAAGAAGUCGAUGCAGUGACUGGAGGGAACAGAUGCCCGAAUUUGUUCGACAAAGAAGCCAUGCCCUACACUGAAGCAACCAUCAUGGAAGCUUUGAGGCUUGCUUCUUCUCCUAUAGUCCCACAUGUUGCCACAGUCGAUUCUAACAUCGGAGGAUACGCUGUCAAUAAAGGCACCAUGAUAUUCAUCAACAACUACGAACUGAACAUCGGAGAAGACUAUUGGAACGAACCUAACAAAUUCAAACCGGAGCGAUUUAUAUCGGCAGGUGGUCACAUUGUAAAACCGGCACAUUUUAUACCGUUCAGCACAGGAAAAAGAACUUGUAUUGGCCAAAAGUUAGUGCAGUACUUUUGCUUCGUUAUACUGGCCACAUUAGUGCAACACUUCGACAUGUCAGUACCUGUCACGCCGAAGUUGAAGCCCGGAUGUGUUGCCGUUCCCCCUGACUGUUUCAAAUUCAUUUUAAAAGUCAGGGACGUACGGAACAAUGUGUAGUAAUCGCAAUAGAAGAAAGUGUGUCAGAAAAACUUACUGGCGAAAUGGCUCGCUCUGUACGGGAGAAAAGGGACUGGGGCGAAAAUGAAUAGCACUCUUCUAGAUGAGGGUUGAAGUAAGUUCUUCCGCAUCAAGAUUUUCUUACACAUAUUCCAGCUAAGCAUCACUCAUCCCUUUCAUUUAUCAAGUACCUAUUGGAAUUUAUCAUUCAUUGUAUAUAUGUCAUUUAAAUGAAUUGUAAAAACGAAUUUACUAAUUUAUCUCCAGUUAUGGUCCCCCUAUAUAUUGUCCACUAUAAAUGAGACUGAAUAAACUGAGUAUUUUAUUA
Molecule: messenger RNA, 1926 nt
Organism: Coccinella septempunctata (seven-spotted ladybird)
Lineage: Eukaryota; Metazoa; Arthropoda; Insecta; Coleoptera; Coccinellidae
Product: cytochrome P450 307a1
Exons: 2
Coding region: 135-1598 (487 amino acids)
Molecular function (GO): iron ion binding; heme binding; monooxygenase activity
Source: RefSeq, a predicted model, not a curated record